This is a messenger RNA of Paecilomyces variotii, 1130 nucleotides long. RefSeq lists its product as hypothetical. Bases 283 to 882 code for a protein of 199 amino acids. The transcript has a single exon. The record is from RefSeq and is a predicted model, not a curated record. Lineage: Eukaryota; Fungi; Ascomycota; Eurotiomycetes; Eurotiales; Thermoascaceae.
CACCACCAUUCUUAUCUAGUGUAAAAAUUGAGUUUUUUUCCCAAAUGUGGGCUUUUUCAAGUUAACUUGCAAAAACAACUUUCCGUAUCUGAGGGUCCGUCGGUAACCUCAACUCCGGUUUAUAUAGAACACGUACCUAUCUAUCUACCUAUCUUUCAGUCUUACCCAUGGGACUCGAUUUUGGCUACUAGAUAACAUCCCAUAUCAUCAUCAAUCUUAAUCUCCAAUCCUUACUACCCAGACACACAAUUAAAGAGCCAAGAAACAAACAAAGAAAGAAAAAUGCUCUCCUUCAUCCGCCGCCUCCUCCCCAAACCGAUCGCCAACUCAGGCUCCGAACUGCGCGACCACCUAGCCAAUGAGCGAACUUUCCUAUCCUGGACUCGAAUGGGACUCGCGUUUGCAGCGAUGGCGCUGGCCCUGGGUCGAUUAAGUCUUAUUGAUCGAAUGGUCAAUGAGCGGUGGGGGGGUAAGGGUGGUGGUGGUACUAUUAUAAAAGACAAUAAUAGUACUAAUCCAUCAGAUCAUAAUGGGACACUCUUAUCUUCGACCAGCGACCGCAACAAGGCAAAAGCAAAAGCAGCAGCAGGGAUUCCGAUCUCAGACUCCCCUGGAACCGGAGCAGACCUUGUUGCCAGUCGCGUCUGUCAGGGGAUCAGUAUUUGGUGCUUCGGGUAUGGGUUAUAUCGGUACGUGGCUGUGCAGAAUCACUUGAUGCGCGGAGUGUUUGUUCCCGGGAUCUGGGGGCCGAUUCUGAUAACGGGUGGUUCGUUGGGGGUUUUUGCGACGGUGAUGCAUUUCGAUUGGAGACGGAGUGUGUCCGACUCGGGGCCGUUGGCGGUUUCGUCGAUUGGGAUUGGGAAGGGGGAGAAGAGGGAGUGAGGAGGAAUGUGGGCUAUCUAGGGAGGAGAUUGUGUUGAUUUGAUUUUUCAAGAGAGAGGGUGAUUGAGAGGGAAGUAGUAACGGAAUAGAUCUGAUGUGAAUUGAGGCUUUGAGGGGAUGUUUUGAUGGUUCAGUUAGUUAGAUGUUAUGCUAGGUUUCUACAGUAUCAUUGUAUAUCUAUUUGACAUUAUCUGUUGGCCAGGUUUGUGCAUAUUGGAAUCAGAAGCGGUCUAUUACAGAUCAAGUAU